AUGUCCGGACGUGGUAAGGGUGGCAAGGGCCUCGGCAAGGGCGGCGCUAAGCGUCACCGCAAGAUCCUUCGGGACAACAUCCAGGGUAUCACCAAGCCCGCGAUCCGGCGUCUUGCUCGCCGUGGCGGUGUCAAGCGCAUCUCCGGCCUCAUCUACGAGGAGACCCGCGGUGUCCUCAAGCAGUUCCUCGAGUCGGUCAUCCGCGACGCGGUGACCUACACCGAGCACGCUCGCCGCAAGACCGUGACCUCGAUGGAUGUCGUCUACGCGCUCAAGCGCCAGGGCCGCACCCUCUACGGCUUCGUUCCGCGCAAGUUCUUUGGUUGGUCGAUGCCGGAGACAAUCGAUGCCACGGUGUCGACUUCGGCAAGUGAGGAUCUACCGGCGUGUGUUACUGACCUCUGUUCCGCCCCGCGUGUCUGGGAGGAUCCAAAGUCGGCGUUGGAGCGAUCGUGCAAGACCUCGCUCUCGCGCGAGACAAACGUGACGUACAAGUACAAGGCCAUGAGCGUCGAGACGGAGAAUCCGCGACACAAGUCCCACGAUGUUGUCGUCAUCCCAGACGCCGCCUUUACGCCAUCGCGCCGCAUGCCUGCAAGCUGA
Messenger RNA from Thecamonas trahens ATCC 50062, 603 nucleotides. RefSeq lists its product as uncharacterized. Gene Ontology annotation, biological process: nucleosome assembly. Gene Ontology annotation, cellular component: nucleosome. NCBI's taxonomy places the organism in Eukaryota, Apusomonadida, Apusomonadidae. The coding region runs from base 1 to 603 and encodes 200 amino acids. The record is from RefSeq and is a predicted model, not a curated record. The transcript is spliced from 3 exons. Gene Ontology annotation, molecular function: DNA binding; structural constituent of chromatin; protein heterodimerization activity.